Messenger RNA from Fulvia fulva, 726 nucleotides. RefSeq lists its product as uncharacterized. The coding region runs from base 1 to 726 and encodes 241 amino acids. Gene Ontology annotation, cellular component: membrane. The record is from RefSeq and is a predicted model, not a curated record. Gene Ontology annotation, molecular function: metal ion transmembrane transporter activity. NCBI's taxonomy places the organism in Eukaryota, Fungi, Ascomycota, Dothideomycetes, Mycosphaerellales, Mycosphaerellaceae. The transcript has a single exon. Gene Ontology annotation, biological process: metal ion transport; transmembrane transport.
AUGUUGACUUCUGAAGAUCACCCGCACUUUUGGGACAGCCUGGUGUUCGCUGCGCUAGACGCCAAUCUGCAUACACUGCAGGAACAGGCCCGAGUUAUGGCUUAUGAAGAGGUCCUCCGACCUUCUGGAUUACGCCGUGAUAUCCUAAGUCAAUGGCACCUCGCGAGACAAGAAGCCGCCGCGAUCAAUGCUGACCUGACGGGUUUCAUCAAACAUUGGCCAUCCAUGAGACAUCUGAGCCGGAAAGAAGAUGGCGCAGGCUUCAAGAGGCAAGAUAUGACUCUAGAUUGGUACAUUGACGAGCUCGCAGACGAGAUUGAGCCACUUGAGGAGUUCCUGUUCAACCUUGGGCCAGUCUUGGUCGGAACCAUCACCCUCCAAGAUUCUGCACGUUCAACCCAACUCGCGGAACAAUCAAAUGCGCUCGCCGCACAAGCAAAUAAGUUUGCACAGUCAGCCAAUGACUUAGCAGAACGAGGGAUGUGGUUGACGUUGAUUGCCGCUGUCUACUUGCCACUCACGCUCGUUACAGGCAUCUUUGGCAUGAACAUCAAGGAGAUCAACGAUGGUAAUCCGAGGUGGUGGGCUUGUGUUACGGCUUUUGUUUUGAUCGGCUCGCCGUCUCUUGCUGCUGCUAUCUGGAUCUUUGUUAGAAAUCGGAAGGCGAAAGGGAAGCGCAACAGGGAAGUUGAGAAUCUGAAGGUUCGAAAUGAGGCUGUAGCAUGA